AGGGACUUGACUCUCCUCUUUGUGUGCUCUGCCAGACCUCUCUAUCUUUCUGCUCCCCCUUUUUCUCUCUGAAUCUUUCCUUUCAGAGGAAACAAACCAGUCAUGACUUCUUCCAGAGUGAGCAUGACCAAAACGGUCAGGACAAGCAGCGGCGGCGGCGGCGGUGGCAGUUUUGGUUUCAGCGGCGGUAGCUUGAGAGCUUCAGGAGGAGGAGGAGGAAGAUCAUUUUCUUCCCAAUCUGCAAUUGUGGGCUCCAGGAUGUCAAUGGCAUCACCCUCUGUUGGCUCUAUGUUCAUGGCAAGAGGUGGUGGUGGUGGUGGUGGUGGCGGUGGCUCCAGUUUUAGCUAUUCAAGCAGUGGCGGUGGAGGUGGUUACGGUGGUGGUCUUGGUUUCGGUAGUGGCAGCGGCGGUGGUUUUGGCGGUGGUUCUUUCGGAGGUGGUAUGGGUAGUUUCGGUGGUGGUGGCGGUAUGAUAGUGCCUCAGAUCUCAAACGUCCAAGUCAACCAGAGCCUGCUGGCCCCCGUGAACGUUGAUAUCGACCCCAUGAUCAACACUGUCCGUACCCAGGAGAAGGAGCAGAUCAAGACCCUGAACAACCGCUUCGCCAGCUUCAUUGACAAGGUGCGCUUCCUGGAGCAGCAGAACAAAAUGCUGGAGACCAAGUGGAGCCUGCUGCAGGAUCAGACCACCACCCGCUCCAACAUCGACGCCAUGUUCGAGGCCUACAUCGCCAACCUGCGCAGGCAGCUGGACGGGCUCGGCAACGAGAAGAUGAAGCUGGAGGGAGAGCUGAGGAACAUGCAGGGGCUGGUUGAGGACUUCAAGAACAAAUAUGAAGAUGAAAUCAACAAGCGUGCCACCGUGGAGAAUGAGUUCGUGCUCCUCAAGAAGGAUGUGGAUGGCGCCUACAUGAACAAGGUUGAGCUGGAGGCCAAAGUUGACGCCCUUCAGGAUGAGAUCAACUUCCUCAGAGCUGUCUACGAGGCGGAACUGCGUGAGCUCCAGGGACAGAUCAAGGACACCUCCGUCAUUGUGGAGAUGGACAACAGCCGCAACCUGGACAUGGACUCCAUUGUCGCCGAAGUCAAGGCUCAGUAUGAACAAAUCGCCGCAAACAGCCGUGCUGAAGCUGAGACCUGGUAUCAGCAGAAGUACCAGGAGAUGCAGUCGUCUGCAGGCUCGGCCGGAGAAGACCUUCGCAACACCAAGAAUGAGAUUGCUGAGCUCAACCGCAUGAUCAGCCGUCUCCAGAAUGAGAUUGAGGCAGUCAAGGGACAGCGCGGCAACCUGGAGGCCCAGAUCGCUGAGGCUGAGGAGCGCGGCGAGCUGGCCGUGAAGGACGCCAAGGCCCGCAUCAGAGACCUGGAGGACGCCCUGCAGAGAGCCAAACAGGACAUGGCCCGCCAGGUCCGCGAGUACCAGGAGCUCAUGAACGUCAAAUUGGCCCUGGACAUUGAGAUCGCCACCUACAAGAAGCUGCUGGAAGGAGAGGAGUCCAGAAUUUCAAGCGGCGGUGGAUCUGCAACCAUCCACAUACAGAGCUCAAGCAGCGGCGGCGGCGGCGGUGGCGGCGGCGGCUUCGGAGUCGGCUACGGUGGUGGUGGCGGCAUGGGCAUGAGCAGCGGCAUGGGCGGCGGCGGUGGCAUGAUCAUGAGCAGCGGCUAUGGCGGCGUAAGCAGCGGCUUUGGCGGCGGCUAUGGCGGCGGCAGCUAUGGCGGCGGCAGCGGCAUGAGCAGCAGCAGCAUGAGAAUGACCUCCAGCUCCUCCGGCACUCGCCGUUACUAAAAGCGCCAGCUGCCAUCGUCUCUAUUCCCUUUCUUCCCUCAUUUUGUUCUCCUUCUCUUGCCCCUCCCCUCUCCCGGGCGCCCAAUCAUAAAAAAAAAGUUUCUGUAAGCCCACCACUCUUUUCCCAGCAGCAGCCUCAGAAACAUUUGCACCCAGCCAUUUACAGCCGGCAGAUCUGUGCAAUGCUUCUGGCGUUGCCGCUCCCCCUUCUUCGGCACCACAUACCUACAGAGAGUCAGAGAUUACAUCAAAACACAAGUCGAGGCAGAGAGAUCACCAGAGAAACAACAGAGAGCAGCAGAGAUUUGAGUCAGUCCUCUCUUCCUUUUGUCAGUCAGCCUUGGCUGUCUUUUGGUUGCUGGAUGUGCUGUCGUACAGACAGGAGGAUACUUGUAGUGUCAUGACAGAGAAUCCUUACCAAGCAACAAUCAGUGCACGCAGAACGACGACUCUUAGAUCCGCGCACAGGGAGGUCCUGACGGCUGUCUUGCAUUUAUGACUCAUACGCGACAGGCAAGUGUCAGCGCCUCUUUUUUUCCCUGUCGCGUCUCCUCAGUUGCCCGUCGCCCUGUCGUGCAUCGUGACAUCGUCAAAAGCGGCCACAUAUAACACUUUCACAUUUCACCUUCGGGAUCCUCUUUUUCUUCUCCUGCUCCGAGAGAAAAGGAGCUCUCCAGCAUAUAAAUGGUGUUUUGCUUUACUUCCAUUUUUAGCUCUGAGUUACACAGAAACAUGGAUAAGGCUGACUGUUAACGACCAGAUUUAUUGUGCACUUGUACCACCAAAACGUCUGGAAUAAAUCUGAUUUCAUAUUCA
Acanthopagrus latus (yellowfin seabream) is the source of this 2601-nucleotide messenger RNA. RefSeq names its product keratin, type II cytoskeletal 8-like. Gene Ontology annotation, cellular component: keratin filament. The record is from RefSeq and is a predicted model, not a curated record. The transcript has 9 exons. Gene Ontology annotation, molecular function: structural constituent of skin epidermis. The coding region runs from base 103 to 1785 and encodes 560 amino acids. Lineage: Eukaryota; Metazoa; Chordata; Actinopteri; Spariformes; Sparidae. Gene Ontology annotation, biological process: keratinization; intermediate filament organization.